Molecule: messenger RNA, 1445 nt
Organism: Dendronephthya gigantea
Lineage: Eukaryota; Metazoa; Cnidaria; Anthozoa; Malacalcyonacea; Nephtheidae
Product: E3 ubiquitin-protein ligase NRDP1-like
Exons: 5
Coding region: 36-1445 (469 amino acids)
Biological process (GO): protein K63-linked ubiquitination; positive regulation of JNK cascade; tumor necrosis factor-mediated signaling pathway
Cellular component (GO): plasma membrane signaling receptor complex
Molecular function (GO): protein binding; zinc ion binding
Source: RefSeq, a predicted model, not a curated record
CCAUAAAUCAUAAUUUAUUUUCUAGUCGUCUAUAAAUGGCUCAGAGAAUGGAGAAAGAUGAACAAGGUUAUGAUGAAAGACGUUUUGAAGGAAAAAUCAGCGAAGAUCUCUUCUGUUCUAUUUGUCAAGGAGUGCUCAGAAACCCUCGAACUUGCCAUAAAGAACAUGCAUUUUGUCAUUUCUGUAUUUCUGAACAUCUUCGUCAUUCCCACACGUGUCCUGAAUGCAGAGAACAUCUCACUCCAGAAACCCUGAAAGAUCCUCCGAGAUUUAUGAAGAACACCCUGGCAGCGCUGAAAAUCAAGUGUGGAUACAGCGAAAGAGGUUGUCCAGGCUUUGUCUUGCUUGAGAGUUUCCAAAAUCAUGUUGAUAAAUGUGGUUUUGCACCCGUGAUUUGCAAGAAUGAAGGAUGUGGAAUGGAGGUGAAUAAAAGAGAUAAAGAUCUUCACGAGAAAGAUCUUUGUGAGUUUAGAAUCGCCAAGUGUAACGACUGUAAAGAGAUUAGAGCAAGUCAAGAAGAAACAAAGAAAACCGUUGAAGUCAUGAAGCAGUCUCAGGCUGAAAUGAAAGUGGAAUCGAACAAAAUGAAGGAUUGUGUGGAUCAAGUGAAAGUAACUCAAGAUGAAAUAAAAACAAGUCAAGAUGAAAUGAAAGUAAGUCAAGAUGAAACGAAGGAAAAAGUUGAUGAGAUGAGACGAUCUCAAGCGAGGUUUGAAGCUGAGGUGAAACAACAGUUGGAAAGAAUGACGGAAAUGAUGAAUCAGUUAUUGCAAGGAAACAAUUUAAACAACAACAUCAAAGGUGCCAGCGCUAUGGAACCAGCAACUGUAGAAAAUAAUCAAGAUGUUAUUAUUAUUGGUGGUUGGUACGAGUCAAAAGAUUCCGAAGUAUUAAAUACAGUCGAGAAAUACAACAUAGUAGAAGGAAAGUCAACUCCGCUGCCAGGAUUGAAUCAUCCUCGAACAGCAUCAGCAUCGUGUGUUUACAACAAUGACGUUCUUGUCGUUGGUGGUUACGAUGGUAAAGUACGAACUGACAAGAUCGAAGUUUUGAAGAUGAACCAACAUCCUUUGCGAUGGACAAUGUUUGAUGGUAAACUGCCCGUCAAAUUAUCUGGUCAUGACGUCAUAGUUUAUCAAGGAAAAUCAUAUACAAUAGGAGGAAUUGACUGGAACGAAAGAAAAACAUCGAAUGCCAUUUACGAGAUUGCUCUUACCCCACCUUAUACUACCAAGCUACUGACGAGAAUGCCUGAGGCAAGAAGAAAUCACAGAGCAGAACUUGUUAAUGGAAAACUAUUUAUCUUGGGUGGAAGAACCGGCCUUUAUAUUAAAAAUACUUUUGACAGCGUUGUUGUUUAUGAUUUGAUUAAGAAUGAGUUCAAGCCAUGUCCAUCGUUACCUCAGCCUGUUUGUUUAUGUCCACAGUCACUUGGGGUCAUAUGA